ACACUAAACUCAACCAUCCCAUUAUUAAUCAUUAUAUAUCUCCGCCUAUUCUGAUCUGCUGAAAAAGCACUCAAUCGGCAUCAAACACGAAGAUGGACGGCCACCACCACAACACCCGCCACCACGAUCGCCGUGAAGAAGAAUACAACCACCCACCGCCGCCGCCGCAAGUUCACCACACUGGGCCAGCACCGCCGCAAGUACACCACACAUCUCACACCGUCCCAACUCCGAACGCGCCACCAGUCUACACAAUAAACGCCCACAAUCCAUCUCCGCCGCAAGUCCAUCACACCUCCUACUCUCCGCCGCCGUCGCACGUGCCAAGCCACAGCCCGCCGCCCGCCGCCCACAACGAGCUGGCGAAUAAGCCUUCUGUGAGGAUGUAUUGUAAGGCUGAGCCCAAUUUCUCCUUGACCAUUCGCGAGGGGAAGGUUGUUCUUGCGCCAUCGAAUUCCGCCGAUCCUUUGCAGCACUGGAUAAAAGAUGAGAAGUUCAGCACGAGAGUCAAGGACAAAGAGGGCUUCCCGAGUUUUGCUUUGGUCAACAAAGCCACUGGGCAAGCCAUGAAGCACUCUAUUGGUGUUACUCAACCUGUUGAGCGGCGACGAGCAGUUGGUGGUGUUGAGCAAUUUAAAAUUGAAGCAUGGUUGGUUGAGUUGAGUCCUUACAAUUCUAACAAACUCGAUGAAUCCAUUUUGUGGACCGAGAGCAAGGACUUAGGCGAUGGCUAUCAUGCAGUGAGGAUGGUCAGCAACAUCAAACUAAACGUGGAUGCAUUCAACGGGGAUAAGAACCAUGGUGGCGUCCAUGAUGGCACUAGAAUCGUGCUUUGGGAGUGGAAGAAGGAUUCCAAUCAACGCUGGAAGAUCGUCCCAUUCUGAUUGAUUGCAUCUCGAGGAUCUCUUGCGUGGAUGUGUGUAUGUUGUCAAGUGGUAUAAACGUGCAUUUGGGCUUCAACUGCACUCUUCUGUAUCAUUGAACAACAGUUGCUGGAUUAAAUGCUUUGUGCCUCAUUUGUAACUCCCUCCAUUUCCUUGUAUCAUUGUAUCUAUGUUUCUUACUGCCUUCUUUUUAAUAUGAAACGUAGCUCAAUCUUCCUCUUUUUAA
Salvia splendens (bonfire salvia) is the source of this 1110-nucleotide messenger RNA. Its product is annotated as ricin B-like lectin R40G3. The record is from RefSeq and is a predicted model, not a curated record. Bases 93 to 884 code for a protein of 263 amino acids. Lineage: Eukaryota; Viridiplantae; Streptophyta; Magnoliopsida; Lamiales; Lamiaceae. The transcript is spliced from 5 exons.